Molecule: messenger RNA, 881 nt
Organism: Erythranthe guttata (spotted monkey flower)
Lineage: Eukaryota; Viridiplantae; Streptophyta; Magnoliopsida; Lamiales; Phrymaceae
Product: FKBP-type peptidyl-prolyl cis-trans isomerase
Source: RefSeq, a predicted model, not a curated record
AAAGAAAAUAAUCGAAGAAAAAUAAGUGGCCACAAGAAACUGAAGGAAGAAACCACCAAACCAGAAACACAACAAUGGCGACUCUACCACCGUCAACUCGGCAACUUCCCCAACCCGAGAACAACGUUCCCAUCAUCUCCACGGCCAAACCUCCCAUUCAAACUCCACGCGCCGCCGCGCGCCGUCCCGGAAGACUCCUCCUCCGCCGCAACCGACCCCGCACCGGAGCAGGACAGCGACAGCUUCGAGGACCGCCUCCUACAAGUCCGCCUCCGCAACCGCAGCGGAACCGGAAAAAAGCCGGAGGCCCGCAAGACCCGGAAGGGGAAGAAACCCGGGUCCGGAUCUUCAUCAUCCGGGUCGAACGUCUUCCUCCCGCCCGUUCCCCUGAAGGAGCCCGUAUCCGAAGGGCUGAAAGUCGAAUUCGGGUUCAGCCCGUAUUCGGAGCGAAUCAACGGCCGGAUCGCGUUGCUCGGGUUAACCGCUAUGCUGCUGGUUGAGCUGGCAACUGGUAAAAGCGUAAUUAAUUACCACUCCCCUUCGAUUAUCUUCGUCCAGGUGUACUUCGUGGCGGUUGUUUCUGCACUGUAUGUUAAGAUCCAGAAAGAAAAUGUUAGUGUUUGGCCGCAGUCUGAUAAAUGAUGGUUUAAAGAUUGGAUUUUUUAAUGGUUGUGCAGAAGAACGUUUUUCUUGUACUGUGUGUGUGUGUUUUUUUUUUUCUUGAUUGAUUAAUUUAAUUGGAGUUUGUGUUACAUUGGUGAAAUAUAUCUCUAACAUGUUUGCUUCGAACACAUGUGUAUGCGUACAGUAUAUGUAUUGUUUCAGUAUAUGUAUUGUUUGAUUGUAUCUAUACAAACAUAUAUAUCAAAUGUAUUGUACCU